AGCAAACGACUGCUGGUGCUGUGCAUUGGAUAUUCCAGUGAAUCUCCAAAAAACAACGUGCUAAAAGGCAGUCCUGGGGACUUCCCAAUCCCCUCCAUCUCGGGAUCUAGUUCACUCUGUGUGAUUACAAAGCGAAAGAUGUGAUAGCAAGGAUUUCUCCAGGCCGGAGAUACGAGUACCUAGAAGGAAGGUGAACAGCCAUCAUCAUUCCAAACUCCUACAACUGACGAUCUUCCCGUGAGCCCAGGCGGCCAGCAGCCAAUCAACAUGCCCUUCAGCAUCAAACGUUUUACCAUGCACCGCAGCACCAGCCUGCCGGGCGGUCGCUCCUCUGAGGGGAAGAAGAUCUCUCUCACGGAGCUUCCAAACUCCUCCUCUCGCUCCUCCAAAAAAUCCGACAAAUCCAAGUCCUCCUCCUCCUCUUCCUCCUCUCAGCAACAGCAACAACAACAACAGCAGCAACAAAUGCAGCAAUUGCCCAACAGCAGGUCCAUGGAUGUUUCUGAGCUGAGGAGGCUGGGCAACCCCAGACAGGGGCCGCCCCCAGAGCUGCUGGCCGACGCCAUGGCGGCUACUGGCAACCAGAUGUCCUCCUCAUCCUCCUCUAGCUCGUCCUCUACCAUGGACAGGCAGAGGAGGGCCCUUCACAGUAUCCAGGAACACCCGAGCGGGCCUCUGAGUGGGAGGUUCACCCCACAGCUACAACAGCCCUCCCCCAAAGGAGGUUAUGGAGGCAGUAACACAGCCACGCUUCCAGCUCGGUGGAGAAGCUCUCUGCCACCUCGACCCUCCAGUGAGAUGAGAGGGUCCUUCAGUGACACGGGCUCUUCUGGAGGCAGUGGGACAGAAGUGAGGAGGCUGGUGGUCAGGAAGAAUGGAGUACGUUUUCAAGAGAGUGACUGGGCCGCGGACGAGAACCACUCAGUUGGAAACAACAAAGGAGGUGGUGGCAGGGGUGGAGGUGUGGGGCCGCCCACUAUAAGACCUCCGUCUAGCCUGUCUAAACGUGCGGCCGAAUGGGAGAGUGACUCCGGUCACAUGAGUGAUGUGCUGCCGCGAGGCAGCCAAACUUUGAAACGGCCUCAGCCCAGGAGACACCACACCGUCGGUUUUGAGACCGGAAGCAUGUCGAGCCUUCCCAGGCCAAGCCUGGACUUGGAGAGUCACCUGCCCAAUCAGAAGAGUCACUCCUUGUACCAACCCCCUUCUAGCGUUUACGAUGAAGACCCCGGUAUCAUGUCUGAAGUCGAGACUUCGGCCACGGGCUUUAGGAGAGCGAGCAAAGCGAGGUCGAGCCUGCCGAUUGUCCGUACCCCUUCCAAGACGCAAGAGCGGCCUUUGGGUCUCGUAUUUCUGCAGUACCAAAGCGAGACUAAGAGGGCGCUGCUGCCGAACGAGAUCACCUCGAUGGACACUGUGCGGGCUCUCUUCGUACGUUCAUUUCCCAAGCAAUUGACCAUGGAGUACCUCGACUCACCCCACAUCCGGGUCUACAUCCACGAUCCCGCCAAGGACAUGUUCUACGAGCUCGAAGACCUCAGGGACAUACGCGACCGGUCUGUCCUGAGGAUCUACGAACAAGACGUGAAUGGCGGAGGCGUUUACAGCACCUACGAUCAAGAUCUGAGCUAUUUCUCGGAACCGGAGUUCGAUUCCGAAUACCAGCAUCAACACAUUCACAGGAGCAAGGCUUCCAAAGCUCCGUUGCCGCCAGCCCUCGGGUAUUACGGGACGCUGCCAGCGCAGUACCUGCCUGCCAACCGCACCCAGACGCUGCCGCACUCCACCUCCAUGAGGAACUACUCGCCCACCCAUCAGAAGAACAUGCCCCCAGGAGGAGGUGGAACGCUGCCUCCCCCAAAGCCUCAGCGGUCUUUCCAGCAAGCCCUGACGCCGUUGGGCAAGACUGUACGUUCCACACCUCCCCCUACAGGACCUCCUCCUUCAAUACCUUCUCCAAGAUCAGGGCAACCUCGUCCUCUGGUUCCUAUUGGCUCCACGAUGCCGAUAUCCCCGGAGAGGAGGCACGAGCCCCUGGGUUCGUACCGCGCCGCCCCUCCCGACCGUCCAUACUCUGUCGCUGGACAAGCCACAUAUCACAUCUCGCCCGAGAGGCGCUACGACCCUUCAUAUCAUUCCUCGCCCGAGCGUCGCUCGCAGCAGGAGUCCGGCUACCUGUCGUCCCCGGAGAGGCGUGUCGACCACCAACGCUCCUUCUCCGGCUACUCCACCAGCUCGUCCUACGAGGAAUCGCUCUAUGGGGGCAGCAUCUACGGCACGCGCUCUGGUAGUGUUACUCCUGUCAUCGACGAAGAAGCCAGUAUACACAGGUUAAGGAUGGAGUAUAUGGAGAGGCAAUUGGCGAGCCUCACUGGACUCGUCCAAAAGGCUCUCACAACUGGACCACCGAACAAAAAUCAAACGCCUCAACAACAACAGCAGCAGCAGCAACUUCAACAAAUACCUACAAAAGACAACAACCAAAUAAUGAAAGAUGGUACCAUCAAUAAAGAAGAAAGGUAUAUACCAGGGAUGAAACCAUCCCCUCAUCCAAAACCACCUUCCCAUUCAGCUGUCAUUUACGACAGCAGAGAACAUAUUGUUCCCAAAGAAGUCCACCUUACUCCUGAAAUGUACGUUCAGCUGCGACAUUUAAGGAAGCAAACCAAGGACCUGAGGCUGGAGGUUCGGAACUUGCGGCGCAUCGCGCAGGCGCAGUCGGUCACAGCAAGAGACACAGUCCGAGAGACGUGCGUCAAAAUAAAGACCAUGCUGGCUCAAGCUCAAUCAGGUGAAGAUCAGGUGUGUGCAGAGCGAUUGAGGGUAUCCAGGGAAGAAGAUCUUUAUCGACAGGAUGUUACUAGAUUAGAAAAAGACCUCACUGAACUCGAGACUCAUGUUGAAGAACUUCGAAGCAACGUAAUCAAUCGCAAAUGUCGGGUCAACAUGAGUGAUGUCGAAGGAAUGGCCCUAGUCUUAAGCAGAGCUAGUAAAACAGUCGCUGAUUUAAAAGCGAGAUUCCCCAAUCUGCAAGAUAGCUUAAAAUCUGUCAUGGCUGCUGAAAUGGAAGUUGUAGUGAGAGAAGAAAAAUUCCUUAAAGAGGAACCAGAUAGACUAGAAAAUGCUUUGCGUCGUUGUAAAAAGCUUACAGGAACCCUAGUUACACUAAAGCGCUUGGCAUCUGUACAGGAGCAGCGAAACACGGGUGCUCACCCGACGCCGGACAAGUCCUCUUCCUCUGAAGGGAACCAUUCAGACGGGGAAGUCCAGACUGUAAAGACUAUUGCUUCCGAUCCCCACACUGUGAUACAUGUCCCUCCCGGUGGUGGUCACCAAAGGGCGUCCGAGAACGCCUUGGAUGCGCUGCUGGAUGAACUUCAGACAUUCACCAAGCCUCUCGAGCAACCCCGGGACAAUAUCCCGGGCCUUCUGGGUCCUCAGAGACGCCUCCCUUCCUAUCCCAGCGCAGAGUCCCCGGUGCGCAGCCCCGCCAGAUCCUUUGCUCCCUCAAUGCCUGGCCAACCGGAAGCCACCAACAGCGCCUUCCGCGCUCCUGCGACUAUCACCAGUAAACUACAGGUCAGCGAGUCGCCAGGCCAGAGAACUGUCUUGUCGCCGUCUCAUUCCCCAGUUCCUGAUUCCAAGAAGAAUUCAUCUUCCCAGGAAAUGAUUAUGAGAGUAGCUGUCAAUCCCGGUGGAAACACCAAGCAGACAGUUAUCGACGGGGUCGAAGGAACGGUGACCAACCCCGUGGCCCAGAAGAAAGCCCCGCCACCCCCACCCCCGCGGACCACCAGCCGGUCCCCGCUGACAUCUCCAACUGCCGACAACCAAGAGCCCGUUCCGGGCAGUCCUCGAGAUGUAGUUUUCAGUCAGCUCCGCAGCAACUCCGCUCCCGCCGGAGAGACGGAGAACUCCGUCAAGAAGUCGGUCGGUCCUAGAUCCGUUUCCCGGGACGAAGGGAUGUCCCAAAAGGAAAAGGAAGACGAAGAGCUUCUGAGAACCAGUGCCAUAUCGGAAGAAAGUGUCCGGCGGGAGACUUUGUCCAGUAAUAGCAGCAGCAGUGAAAGCGUCAACUCGCAGGAGGGCCUGCAGGUGUCGCCCGCGGGGGGAAAGAUGGGGGCUCCAUCAGAAGGUGGGACUCCAACCAAAGGUUCGAAAAAGUUGGGUCCUCCGACCCCACCUCGUAGCCGGGUAGAUGUGCUGGAGCAGCGUCACCAAGAGCUGCUACGGAAGCAGAAACUUCUCCAAGAUCAAUACUCUCGCCUCCAGCAACUCCAGAACAGUCAGCUCUUGCAACGAUUCUCACCUUCCCGGUCGGCCGCUUCGACACCGGUCCUCAACGAUCUCAAGAAGACGGGAAGCGAGAGCAACAUCCUGUUGAAAUCGGCCCUCGUCCCAACUGCUUCGUCUGGCUCGCUGACCCACUUGGCUGGCAACGCAGUGCACUUCAAUCCUAAAGAAAUGAAAUCCCCGGCAGUCGUUACCACCAGUAGCAGUUCCUCUGCUAACAAGGCACCUGCUGUACCCGCCAAACCAACUUCUGCUACUUCGAUACAGAAGACUAAAAUAUAUGAGACGGAUAUCCUCUGAAGAACUUUAUAAUCAUUCUAAUUAUUAUUAUAAAUGGAACAGUUUCUCCCUUUCUAUGAAGUAUAUAAACGACAGAUAUAUAUACAGAUGGUUGAUAAUAGUCUGUUAUGGAAUGAGACUGGUGACUGUGGUGGAACCUGUUUGAAUCGUUAGGCAGUUUGUACAUUCAAUUGCACUAAUCAAUGUUGUUGUCUUUUGCUCUGUUUUUUAGCAGCAUGCCCUAUUAUUCGCUUUCUGGUCAAGCAUGUUCAUCUCUUCUCAGUUUAUAUAUAUGUCAGCAUUUUUCUGCUGGUGCUUCGAAAUAUAAAAAGGACUUUAUUAAAAAUGAAAACAUAGUUUAUAUGCUUUCGAGUUCCCUAGGCUUCAUGUUCAAUAGAAUUUAGAGCGUGAUUUAGAUUAAAUAAUCGAACGUGGUUAUUUAAAAAAUAUAUAUUUAUCAUGUUAAUAUAUUUGAAGAGAAUGAAAGUAUUGAAAAGUGUGGGACCCGAAUCUACCAUCAUCUGUAUAAAAUAAGAGGACAUUCUGUAUUGUGUGGUUUGUCCCCUGAAAUCUUUCAGAAUAAUUAAGAUUUUUUUUAAUUAACUGUUUGCGAAUUGUUUGUGAGGACUCUGGUCAAGUUAGGGUUGACCUUUCUCUCUCUUUGUUUUUCAAACAAAUGGUGCCGCGUUCUUAAAGAUAGUCACAAUUCGCAGUUUCGAUGGCGAGAAGUAAUGAUUUUUCAUUAAUAGUUCUUGUGUUCUUGUUCAUUCCAUAAGUAUGAUUGACCAUCAUUGGUGUGUUUUUACAUUUUUAGUGGAACCAAAUACUGUCAGUUUCAUAGUAGGAUUUACAGCUAACUGUACAAUUCAAACAAAAUGUGUUGUAUAUGUAUUUAGUCAGGAUGAAACAACAGUGUCGUACUUAUAUGCUGGUGGUACAUUGUAAAUCAUUCAUAUAUAAAAACAAACAAUAUGUUUUUUUCAGCUUUGUAAUUCUGAAACUUGAUUUAACUUGAAGCUCCAUAGCAAUUAUUUUUCUCUAAUUAAAGUGCAUGGAGGUGAUUUUCUAAUUAAUUACUAUUUUGAGGUAAUUCCCCUUUAAAAAAAGGGUUGUUUAUUAUCAAAAUAAUCGUUUUUGUCAGUUCUAUAACACGAACUGAUUCUAUAAAAAUUUAAAAAUUAAAUGAAUUUGGAGUUGAAUUUCCUGAUAAUUUACUGAUCCGAGGUUGUGACUUAACAAAAUAACUGUUGGCAGCAUAAAUCGAUUCUAUAGCAUCUGAAAAUUGAUUGAAUGUUUAUAGAUUUCUACAAGAAAAAUUGUAACUUUGAAGUAGAAGAAAUUGCUUGUUCCAGAUCAAAAAUCAAUUUUAAAGAAUAUCCCAUGUCCUUUAAAAUAUUUGUAUGUCAUUUUCAUUUAAGUAAGUGAAAAAAUAGUUUAUUCUAUCUCUAAAAUUUUUCUGGUGGAUAUUUACAUCAGAAAAAAAAAGUCUUUUAUUUUUGAAGUGUAAAUAUUUUCCAUUGAUUUUUUUAAAAAAUUUUCUCCUUUUCAUCACUGUGAAAAGCAGAGGAAAGUUUGAUUUUUUUCCACUCUCCUACAAAAUUUAUGUUAUUAUGAUGUAUAUUUUUAUCUUAUGCUUACCUUCUACUCAUUUAUUUAUCAGAUCUAUUCCAUUUGAUUCUUAAAUUGGCCUAUUAAUUUAUUUGCUAAGUAAUUUAAAUCAUCUAGAAGCCAAGAAAAAUUACCGUGGAUGUUAUUUUUCAAUUUUUAUGUAUUAUUUGAUACAUGUUACAAAUUUAAGUAAAUCUGAGUAAAAAUUCUUAAUUUAUUUACAGCUCACUGCAAUAAGUUUUUGUAACAAACUAUUGGAAGUGAUUUUUAUACCUCAAAAUAGAGACUGAGAUGAAAAUCACCCCAUUUUUUUUUAAUUUUUAAAUUUUUUUUAAUGCUAUUCUCAGAUUUAGUUCUUUAGAAGUAUGUUUACUGGGAGAAUUGCAAACGAAUUUUGAUGUAAAAAGGCAGAACAAAUUUGAUUUAGGGCCUUCAACCAGUGAUACAUAAUUAUUUUUAAUUACACUCAUGUAAUCGGUAUAGAAACCUGUCAAAGAACAUUUUUAGACACCGAAAUAUCGCAACUUGAAGGCCGAGUUUAAAUACUUUGGAAACUUUUUUAUGUAGGGCAGUAAUCAAAACACCUGUAUUGUAGGUUGAAGAUCCUGAAUAUAGUAUAAUGUUGCUGUUAAAAAUGUUUCAAAUUGAAUGACAUUAUUGGUUUAUUUUAUUUCAAAUGCUUUGUUAUUUUCUAAAAUCGUUGGUAAAAAAGAUCUAAUACAGUUCCAGAGAGAAAUUUUCUUACAUUUUUGGCUAUAUGAAGUGGCAACCGAAGACGGAGUUACUCAGCGAAUAUGUGCGCAAAUAAACACUGUUGGUAUUCUACUUAUUUUAUUUUAUUUUCUCUCUGAAAUGUAUUGGUUGAUCUUUUUUGCUCGUUCAUUGUUUGCUUUGUAGUAUUGCAAAUCAGUACAAUCGAAGUAUGUAAUUAGUCCAUAUUAUCUUUUUAUAGAGUCUUGACUUUACAGACUUGCUGUAUUUGAUUUAAUUGGUAGCCUAAUUUAUUUAACUUUUGUGCGAUUUUUUUCCCCCUCAAUUUUAUAACGUUUCUUUUUUUUCGUUUAAUCUUCUUUAGUUAUUAUUCUUUUAUAUUCACUUAAGAAUUUAAAAUUUUGUAUUUGUGUUGCUUUUGUUUCUAUAAUUAAAUUUAUGAGAAUAUUCUUUAAUCUACUUUUAAACAUUGUUAUUUUUUUAAAGGAAACAAAGUUCAAAAAAUGGAUUUCUCUUAUUUUUUUUAUUACAUUAGCUAUAAAAGUAUAUAUUCAUGUUUCUAAUGCUUAAAAACUUUUGUAUGGAAAAAUGCUUAAUUGAAUUCUUUCUUUUGCAAAUAGCACUGCAGGAUUUUAUCCUAGUUGCUCGGUUAUAAUUAGUGGAAAAUUCUACCAACAGGCAAAUAUUGCGCAAAAAAAAAUCGCUGAAAUUUAAAUUUCGGUUGUCACUAUAUGAAUUUGUAGAGAACUAUUUCGAAUCUUAAAUUUAUCCUGCAGUGCUAUUGAAUAAAAGCAGAUUCAAAAGAAACUCAUCAUCCAUACUCAAGAUAGGAUUCUGUUCGCCGCCAAAGGUGCCAAAAAAGUCCCCAUCGUAGCCAAAUUGCCCCUUCUCCUCGUACUGGUAUUAAUCUUGUGGUUGCCUUAAUCGUGCUAUAGGUCUGAGAGCAACAGUGAGAAUGUUAUUCAUUUCACUCUCAUCAGCAGUAUCAAAUGUAUUUUACUUGAUGUUAGUAUGUUUUUGAAUAUGAAAGUUUUAAAAAAUGCUUCAGUUGCAGUUUUGUAAUUGCCUGAUAUUACAGGAAUAAAGUACUUGCACUGUUACAUACUGAACACAAA
Messenger RNA from Argiope bruennichi, 8006 nucleotides. RefSeq names its product coiled-coil domain-containing protein AGAP005037-like. Gene Ontology annotation, cellular component: cytoplasm. The coding region runs from base 268 to 4593 and encodes 1441 amino acids. The transcript is spliced from 19 exons. The record is from RefSeq and is a predicted model, not a curated record. NCBI's taxonomy places the organism in Eukaryota, Metazoa, Arthropoda, Arachnida, Araneae, Araneidae.